This is a messenger RNA of Macaca mulatta (Rhesus monkey), 1192 nucleotides long. It is a transcript of the gene MTHFS, whose product is annotated as methenyltetrahydrofolate synthetase. Gene Ontology annotation, molecular function: 5-formyltetrahydrofolate cyclo-ligase activity. NCBI's taxonomy places the organism in Eukaryota, Metazoa, Chordata, Mammalia, Primates, Cercopithecidae. The record is from RefSeq and is a predicted model, not a curated record. Gene Ontology annotation, biological process: folic acid-containing compound biosynthetic process; tetrahydrofolate interconversion. Gene Ontology annotation, cellular component: mitochondrion.
GGGCGUGAGAUGGCGGCGGCAGCGGUGAGCAGCGCCAAGCGGAGCCUGCGAGGAGAGCUGAAGCAGCGUCUGCGGGCGAUGAGCGCCGAGGAGAGGCUACGUCAGUCCCGCGUACUGACCCAGAAGGUGCGAGGCCGCCUGUAGCGGAAGCCGCGGCGGACAGACUCUCUGAACGCCUGGCGGCCAGCGAUUGCUAAUCCGUGCCUGGUGAUUGCCCACAGUGAGUAUCAAAAGUCCAAAAGAAUUUCCAUCUUUCUGAGCAUGCAAGAUGAAAUUGAGACAGAAGAGAUUAUCAAGGACAUUUUCCAACGAGGCAAAGUCUGUUUCAUCCCUCGGUAUCAGUUCCAGAGCAAUCACAUGGAUAUGGUGAGACUAGAAUCACCAGAGGAAAUUUCUUUACUUCCCAAAACAUCCUGGAAUAUCCCUCAGCCUGGUGAGGGUGAUGUUCGGGAGGAGGCCUUGUCCACAGGGGGACUCGAUCUCAUCUUCAUGCCAGGCCUUGGGUUUGACAAACAUGGCAACCGACUGGGGAGGGGCAAGGGCUACUAUGAUACCUACUUGAAGCGCUGUUUGCAGCAUCAGGAAGUGAAGCCCUACACCCUAGCGUUGGCUUUCAAAGAACAGAUUUGCCUCCAGGUCCCAGUGAAUGAAAACGACAUGAAGGUAGAUGAAGUCCUUUACGAAGACUCAUCAGCAUCUUAAAUCUGGAUUACUACAGCCGAAUAAUCAGUGUUUUAUAUGAGAGUAAAGCAAAGUAUGUGUAUUUUUCCCAUGUCAAAAAUUAGUUGAAAUUGUACAACUAAUUUUUGUGAAUACAGACUGCAUUUUAAAAUUGUAAUUAUAAAGUACCUUAUAUAAAACUAUCUUUAAAAACCAAUAGAAGUGUGACUAGUAGAAUAUUAAUUGAAAUGGAGGCUAUCAGCCUAUGAUUUUCAGCUUAACCUCCUGGUGUUAAUGUGACAAGUUGAUCUGUCUACUUUGCAACUUAAGUUAAAUAUUUAUGAGGAACUGUGCCCUGACUGAGUGCGAGAGGAAGGUAAGCUCACUGGGAGUGGACACUGUAUUUUAUUAUGUCCUGUUGUGACCUGGUCAGUCCUGGCAGGUGCAUGGAGACUUGGGGACUGUUAAUUGAUUUGUUGGUAUUUGCUUUGGAUACAGAAUUCCCUAAGAAUAUUAUCUCACUUCAUCAUGA